Molecule: messenger RNA, 693 nt
Organism: Trichomycterus rosablanca
Lineage: Eukaryota; Metazoa; Chordata; Actinopteri; Siluriformes; Trichomycteridae
Product: GTPase IMAP family member 9-like
Exons: 3
Coding region: 1-693 (230 amino acids)
Molecular function (GO): GTP binding
Source: RefSeq, a predicted model, not a curated record
AUGGCGUCGAGUGAAGUAUCUGAUGUGAAGAUUAUUCUUUUGGGGAAAAGUUUGCCGAACAGCAGCAGAGUAGGAAACUGCAUUCUGGGAAAAUUUGUGUUUGAGACAGAAUCCACUCCACAUUCAGUGAUUCAGCACAGUGGCAGAACUGGAGAACCAGAAGAUGGAAGAUACAUCACCAUCAUCAAAGCACCUCAUCUUCAUGUUCCUGACCUCUCACUGGAGGAACUGAAUCAGGAAGUAAAACAGUGUGCUUUACUCUCUAAUCCUGGACCUCAUGGAUUCUUACUGGUGGUACAACCUCACGAUUUCAGUGAGGAGGACAGAACCCGACUGAAAUACAUACUGAACUCUUACAGUGAAGAAGCUCUAAAUUAUUCCACUGUGAUCAGUACAGACUGCAGGAGUGAUGAAGUAAAAUCUGAUGCUUUUCACAAGUUAUUAGACGAUUGUCAUGGAAGACAUCACAGAUUCACUCAGUUAGAUAAACGUGACCAGAAUUCAGUCAGUCAGCUGUUGGAGGAGAUUGAUAAAAUGCUGAAGGAGAACGGUGGAGAUCAUCUUGUGUGUGAAAUAUUUGAGGAUGCAGUGGAACCAAUACAACUUGACAAAAAGAGUUUUUCAGAUUUUUGUGAAGAUGAAGGAAUCGGAACAUUAACUUUUAUUCAACAUGAAGUAAAUACAGUACUGUAA